This is a messenger RNA of Saccostrea echinata, 1558 nucleotides long. Its product is annotated as serine/threonine-protein phosphatase Pgam5, mitochondrial-like. Gene Ontology annotation, cellular component: mitochondrion. The coding region runs from base 1 to 852 and encodes 283 amino acids. The record is from RefSeq and is a predicted model, not a curated record. The transcript has 5 exons. Lineage: Eukaryota; Metazoa; Mollusca; Bivalvia; Ostreida; Ostreidae. Gene Ontology annotation, biological process: positive regulation of mitochondrial fission.
AUGGUAUCGUUUAGGCACGUGUGGUGUGUUUCAAAAGGAAUAGGCGCCGUUGCUACCACGGGGAUUGUGGGCUAUGCCUUGUUCAUUAACGUUUCUGAAGGAAAAAUAGUUCACGCGUCCUGGACGACCAACUUUGAACCCAGUGUAAAGUGGGAUGACAACUGGGACCGGAGAGACCCGGAAUCUCUAGUUAAGCCAUUAAAAAACGGUUCAUCAGACAAGGAGGCCAAAGAUAGAGCUAACGAGUUAGAGAAACAGAAACCUACAGCCACACGGCACUUACUUCUGAUCAGACAUGGACAGUACAAUCUGGAGGGAAAAGAGGAUUCCGAGAGAUUUCUGACUAAAUUAGGUAGAAAACAAGCCGAGUACUGUGGUCAGAGGUUGAAGGAAGCAGAUCUGCCAUACACCAAACUGAUCUCAUCCACCAUGACCCGGGCUGUAGAAACAGCAGAAAUCAUACACAAAUGUCUCCCUCACUUGACCUGGGAGAGGGAACCUAAUCUGUGUGAGGGUGCCCCGAUUCCCCCUGAACCUCCAGUAGGCCAUUGGAGACCAGAAAAAUCGCAGUUCUUUCAGGAUGGUCCUAGAAUAGAAACUGCCUUCCGAAAACUUUUCCACAGAGCUGAGGUUGAACAGACUAAGGACAGCUAUGAAGUGGUUGUUUGCCAUGCCAAUGUAAUCAGAUACUUUAUAUGCAGGGCUCUUCAGUUUCCACCAGAAGCUUGGUUAAGGAUUAGUCUAGAUCAUGCCAGCAUCACGUGGGUCACUAUACGACCGUCCGGCCGUGUCUCAAUUCGGAGGGUUGGAGAUUCAGGAUUUAUACCUGCUAAGGAAGUCACAGUUGUCUGAUGUAGACCGUUACAUAGUGUUUUAAAUUCACUCAACAUUUGCAAUGUUAAUCAUGAGUUGAUCUCAUAUUCUGUACAGUCUUACUGUCUCUAUGCCUCUGAACAACAUGCCAUUGGAUGAAAAAACCCAUGUUUGUGAUACUGUAAAUGUACUUUUUUCCACAAUUAAGGUAUUUAUUCUGCAGAAUUUUAAUUUCCGUUCAAUCUGUGGGUAGAAAAUUAUACAGAUUUUUUGGAAUGCCUUUGUAAGUGUUAAAUGUACUUCAACUACACUCUGACAAACAUCCUUGGAAAAAUUUGUUACCCCAUACAUCUUGUAAAUUAAUCCCAUGCUGAAAAUAGUAUGUUUCCAGUAUGUGAACUUUAAGGAACAAAGUUGUUGCAUGUCAAGACUGUAGUGUAUUCAUAUACCUCUUUUUAUUCCAAUCAAAAGUGUAUAAGUUUGUUUUAUGUCUCUUUUGAGAAAGGAAGAGAAUACAACUUUUUCAUUUUUUCAUAAGAGAUUUUUCAGCUAGGUGUUGUCUGUUAUUACUUCAUACUUUUAAAACAUUUUUCUCAAAUUAGAUAAUGCAGUUCCUGUACACCUAUGAUAUUUACUUAUCAACAAUUAAGGGCAAAAUUACAAAUCUAUUUAAUAUGAAGAUUAAAAAAAAGAAAAAUGGUCUGUAUAUAUUAUCCAAAAUAAACAUGUACAAUUAUUAUAAUAA